AUGGUUGUUAUGCACAGUUUGGUUGUUAUCAUUGCUGGUUUUAUGCUUUGGAAGUUUAUCAAAGAGAUUACAAAGCCAAGAAAGAUGUUGACGCCAUUCUUGGAAUCAAAGAGACCACAGCAGAGUCCCGAAUUCGAUUAUUCGACUUUAUCAAAUUACAGAGCUUUUAAAGUCAACCAUACAGCUUUAAAUUUGUCUAUAUCUUUCGAUAGACAGACUAUUUCAGGUGACGUUCUAUAUGAUUUGACCAAGAUUGCUCAGGAUACCAAGGAGAUUCAUUUGGAUACUUCAUUUUUAAAGGUUUCUAAAGUGGAAAUCGACAACGUCUCCACAGAGAAUUACCAAAUUCAUGAAAGAAAGGAACCUCUCGGUUCUCAAUUGACCAUCAAGCAAGAGAAAUUGAACAAUGCUUUCAAAUUAAGAUUAUGUUUCGAAACUACCGACAAAUGUACCGCUUUACAAUGGUUGAAUGCAAAACAAACUUCAGGUAAACCAUACGUUUUCUCGCAAUUAGAAGCUAUUCACGCAAGGUCUCUGUUCCCAUGUUUUGAUACACCAUCAGUGAAGUCUACUUUCACCGCUAGUAUCCAAUCGCCUCUUCCAGUUGUCUUUUCAGGUAUUUCCACCGAAACCACAGAGGAAAACACUUACGUCUUUGAACAAAAAGUUCCAAUUCCAGCCUAUUUGAUCGGUAUUGCCUCUGGUGACUUAGCAAGUGCCCCAAUUGGGCCUCGUUCUACAGUUUACACUGAACCAUUCCGUUUGGACGAUUGUCAAUGGGAAUUUUCUGGGGACGUUGAAAAAUUCAUCACUGCUGCUGAAAAGAUCAUCUUCCCCUAUGAAUGGGGCACUUACGAUAUCCUCGUCAAUGUCAAUUCAUACCCUUACGGUGGUAUGGAGUCUCCAAACAUGACUUUUGCCACGCCAACUUUGAUCGCAUACGAUAAAUCAAAUAUUGACGUUAUCGCUCAUGAAUUGGCACAUUCAUGGUCCGGUAAUUUGGUCACCAAUUGUUCUUGGAAUCAUUUCUGGUUAAAUGAAGGUUGGACCGUGUACCUUGAAAGAAGAAUCACAGGUGCCAUCCAUGGUGAAGCCACCAGACAUUUCAGUGCUCUUAUUGGUUUAAAUGAUUUGAAAAAUUCUAUUGACUCAAUGAAAAAUCCACAGAGAUUCUCUACUUUGGUACAAAAAUUGAAUGAUGGCACAGAUCCAGAUGAAGCAUUUUCUUCGGUUCCUUAUGAGAAAGGUUUCAACUUGUUAUUCUAUCUAGAAAAUUUGCUCGGUGGUACCGAAGAAUUCGAUCCAUUCAUCAAACAUUAUUUCUCCAAAUUUUCUAAGAAGUCCUUGGAUACUUUCCAAUUCCUAGACACUUUAUUCGAAUUCUACCCAAGCAAAAGACAGUUGUUAGAAAGCGUUGAUUGGGAAACCUGGCUCUUCACUCCUGGUAUGCCACCAAAGAACGAAUUUAUGACCACUUUAGCCGAUGAUGUCUUUGAAUUAGCCAACAAAUGGAUUUCUCACGCUGGCAAGAUCAACGAUGCAGAAGAAUUCGCCAGAAUUUUCAGUGUCCAAGAUGUAUCCAACUUCAACUCGAACCAAAUCGUCCUAUUCUUAGAGACGUUGACCCAAGGUGGCUCCGUGGCCGAUUCUAGUUUCGACUGGAGCGAACAUCAAGUCGCUGCGAAGAGUCUACUAUCCAUCUACAACGACAACAUCGUACAAUCCAAGAACGCCGAAGUCGUCUUCAAGGUGUUCAAGUUCAAGAUCUCCGCCCACUUGUCGGAAUACUAUCAAGACCUUGCAGACUGGUUAGCCACUGUCGGCAGAAUGAAGUUCGUUCGUCCAGGUUACAGACUCUUGAACUCUGUCGACCGCGACCUGGCCCUGGCCACCUUCGACAAGCUCAAGGAUACGUACCACCCAAUCUGCAAGGCCCUCGUCAAGCAAGACCUCGACCUUUAA
Kazachstania africana CBS 2517 is the source of this 1962-nucleotide messenger RNA. It is a transcript of the gene LAP2, whose product is annotated as bifunctional aminopeptidase/epoxide hydrolase. The transcript has a single exon. Gene Ontology annotation, cellular component: cytosol. Bases 1 to 1962 code for a protein of 653 amino acids. Gene Ontology annotation, molecular function: zinc ion binding; epoxide hydrolase activity; aminopeptidase activity. NCBI's taxonomy places the organism in Eukaryota, Fungi, Ascomycota, Saccharomycetes, Saccharomycetales, Saccharomycetaceae. Gene Ontology annotation, biological process: proteolysis. The record is from RefSeq and is a predicted model, not a curated record.